This is a messenger RNA of Dentiscutata erythropus, 274 nucleotides long. The record is from the annotation of a GenBank genome assembly. Lineage: Eukaryota; Fungi; Glomeromycota; Glomeromycetes; Diversisporales; Gigasporaceae.
AUGCCUAUCGUCCAAGACUCCAACACUAGUGCCGCCAACCUCAAUACCGUUACUCAUAUCGACUCCAACACUAGUGCUGCCAACCUUAAUACUGCUACUCAUAUCUUUAAUGUUACCAACAUCAAUGCCGCUCAUAACCUUAAUGCAGCUAAUACUGCCAACACCAACAUUCUAACUACUCAACCCCUUAAUCUUGCCGACACCGAUAUAAUUCAGCCUUCUCAUAGCCUCAGUACUACCAAUAUUAACAUUGUAGAGUCUGCUUAUAACCUUG